AAUUGAUCUAAUUUUUUAUUUGUUUUUCCCCAUUCAGAUAAUUCAUCUUUAUAUUGAAAAGAUUUUCGAUUCUUGAUUUACAUUUAAACAAUUAUAAUCAUGGGUAACAUUUUAUCAAGUUUCUUUUCUCGAAAACAACAUGAAAAUUCAAAAAAAUCAAAUGUUUCAGCAAAUAAUAUUCAUAAUUGUCAAAGAAAUGAAAACGAUGAGAAAUUAUGUCGAUCAUCAACUAAAAAAUCAAAAAAAUCAAAUAUUGAUCCUAACAAAGUUUUACAUAAUACUUAUGAUCAACAAAACUACUGUGAACCAAAUCAGAACGAUUCAGUUUUAAAAUCGAAAAAUGGUGAAAGCGAAAGUGAUAACCAAAAAGAUCAUUCACCAUUUCAACGUGAUUUCUAUCAACCACCACAUGAAAUAUUAGUACCAUUGGAAAAAUAUCGUCCACGUCGUUCAAACAUACGACGUUCGGCACGAAUAAAUCCAAUCAAAUCAAAUCAUCUCGAAGAAUUCAAUGUUGAUAUUGCACCAAAACUAUAUGUGGAAGAGACGAUCUCAAAACCACCGAAAUCUGAUUAUAAACCUGAAACAUCAUAUGUUGAUAAUCAAAAUGAUGAAAAAGUUGAAAACGACAAAGAAGAUGAAAACAUUGUUGAUGAUUUGGAUCCAAGUGAACGAACAAAAGUAGUUCGAUCAAAAAUAUCUGAACUUCUUCGUCGACAACAGCAACAACAACAACAACAACAACACCAAUCAGCAUUAUUAUUGAAUAAUCAAAGAAAAUAUAAAAGUGUCUUUGAACCUGGUCUCGAUUAUUAUAAAUCAUCAACAAAUGAUAUACAAUUAGAUUUACCGGAAAAGAUUGUAGACGAUGAAACAUCACCAACAAAUGAAGAAACUCCAAAUGAUGUUCUACGUCGACCAAAAAAGACAAUGAUGGCUAUCCAUGGUAAUGCAUUGCUUAUUGAUGAACUUAAAAAACGUCAAUCACAUUUUCAUGAAUCACGCGAACCACAUCAUCAUCAUCUCCAUCAUCAUCAUCAGAUUAAUUCAAUGGCUUCAGUCCAAUAAAAAAACAAAAGUGAUUUCUCAUAAUAUCUGUUGCAUAUUUAUAAAUAUAGUUACCCAUUUCAGUUUUACAUUAUC
Dermatophagoides pteronyssinus (European house dust mite) is the source of this 1143-nucleotide messenger RNA. RefSeq lists its product as uncharacterized. The record is from RefSeq and is a predicted model, not a curated record. NCBI's taxonomy places the organism in Eukaryota, Metazoa, Arthropoda, Arachnida, Sarcoptiformes, Pyroglyphidae.